CGUUGAUUCGUGAUUUUCUUCCCUGUUUCUUUUUCCAUCGAAGAGGAAUUGCCGCAAGAUGGGUAAGGUUAAGUGCACGGAGCUGAGGACGAAAGACAAGGAGGAGCUGCUCAAGCAGCUGCUGGGCCUCAAAACAGAGUUGACCAACCUGCGUGUGGCUAAAGUCACUGGAGGAGCUGCUUCUAAACUUUCAAAGAUCCGUGUUGUAAGGAAGGCAAUAGCUAGAGUGUACAUUAUUAUGCAUCAAAAGCAAAAGGAAAACUUGCGUCUGUUGUAUAAAAACAAAAAGUACAAGCCUCUGGACUUGAGACCAAAGAAAACUAGAGCACUCAGAAGGGCAUUGACACCUUUCCAGGCCAACAAAAAGACUCUGAAAGAAGUACGCAAACAAUCCGCCUUCCCUCCAAGAAAAUAUGCUUUAAAGGUGUAAACUACAAGGUACUAAUAAGGGACAAAAUAAAGUUUUUUUAAAAAUCAA
This is a messenger RNA of Dufourea novaeangliae, 478 nucleotides long. RefSeq names its product 60S ribosomal protein L35 (gene RpL35). The coding region runs from base 59 to 430 and encodes 123 amino acids. The record is from RefSeq and is a predicted model, not a curated record. Gene Ontology annotation, cellular component: cytosolic large ribosomal subunit; ribosome. NCBI's taxonomy places the organism in Eukaryota, Metazoa, Arthropoda, Insecta, Hymenoptera, Halictidae. Gene Ontology annotation, biological process: maturation of LSU-rRNA from tricistronic rRNA transcript (SSU-rRNA, 5.8S rRNA, LSU-rRNA); translation. Gene Ontology annotation, molecular function: structural constituent of ribosome; mRNA binding. The transcript has 3 exons.